Molecule: messenger RNA, 514 nt
Organism: Aaosphaeria arxii CBS 175.79
Lineage: Eukaryota; Fungi; Ascomycota; Dothideomycetes; Pleosporales
Exons: 1
Coding region: 168-470 (100 amino acids)
Source: RefSeq, a predicted model, not a curated record
UCCGACCGUCGAGGUCUCCAUGAUCGCUAGGACAUCAGGUGUCGUUGGUGCGUUGUCGUGGCAGGUUGAGGGGGUUGAGUGUGUGCGGGGAGUGAUGUCAGAGCGUUCAUGCGAGGGGGUGUGUGUAGACGUGAGCGGUUGAGGGGCGGGGGUUUGUGUGUGGUGAGAUGGUGGUGAGAAGGUGUGGGUAUGUGAACUCGACGUACAGUCUCUCGAUGAGCAGGCUAUCUCAAGGAAUUUGUCUGGUGUGCUGGCUGAUGGGCUAUGUUUCCCACCCGCCCUUCUUGUCUUUCUUCUUAGGCGUUGUAGGUGAUGUGUACAUGUUCUGCGAUCUAACAGAUACGCUUUCCAUUAUGAUCAUAGAGUCUAUGAUCUCGAUGAUGAAAUCGGUGUCGAAAACUGGUGAUACUCUCACACAGACUCGCACUGAAAAAAAAACCCAUAUCUCCAGGGCAGUCUGCCAUAGUUGAAUACUGUAUCUCCCACUUUCCCCCUUCACACUCCUUCGCUAUUG